AUACGGCCGGUGCUGGAGUUCUGGGAGACGAUGCGGCCGGUGCAGGAGCUCUGGACGACGAUGCGGCUAGUGCUGGAGUUCUGGGAGACGAUGCGGCCGGUGUAGGAGCUCUGGACGACGAUGCGGCUAGUGCUGGAGUUCUAAGUGACGAUGCGACCGGUGCUGGAGUU
This is a messenger RNA of Penicillium egyptiacum, 170 nucleotides long. The record is from the annotation of a GenBank genome assembly. Lineage: Eukaryota; Fungi; Ascomycota; Eurotiomycetes; Eurotiales; Aspergillaceae.